This is a messenger RNA of Podospora pseudopauciseta, 679 nucleotides long. RefSeq lists its product as uncharacterized. The coding region runs from base 1 to 243 and encodes 80 amino acids. Gene Ontology annotation, molecular function: monoatomic cation transmembrane transporter activity. The transcript is spliced from 2 exons. Lineage: Eukaryota; Fungi; Ascomycota; Sordariomycetes; Sordariales; Podosporaceae. Gene Ontology annotation, cellular component: membrane. The record is from RefSeq and is a predicted model, not a curated record.
AUGCGCUUCGCAAAAACCAUCAAGCAAAUCCAGGGCCUACAAGCCUACCAUGCCGGUGAUAAGCUCAACGUCGAGGUCGACAUCGUCCUCGACGCCAGCACUCCAUUGAAAGACAGCCACGACCUGAGCGAAAGCUUGCAAUACGUUCUGGAGUCGGUCCCCAUUGUUGACAGAGCGUUUGUCCAUGUCGACUACGCAACGUAUAAUCUUCCCACACACAUGCAGCAACAAGGGUCUUCCUAAGCUAUGACGAGACCUGGGGGUUACGUAUAACCAAGAGCGUUUAGCAGCUUGGUGGGUGAGUGCAUGGACAAUCUAAACACAUGAAUGUAAAAGCACAUGAAUGUGGGUGGGCCAUGCAGAUUGCUCUUGACCCAAACCCACUCGGAUUUAUUCAGAGAUACCCAGUACAUACACCACCGACUUUGUUUGUUUGUCUAGCGUGUACUUCUGGUGGAGGAUUUCCAGAUCGUACCGAGAUGCUAAGACCACGGAUUUCUAGGGUUGAAUCGAGCUAUUUUUCACUAACCAGGGCCUUUUUCGAAUUUAUCUUUUUGACUGUGUGAUCGUUGAGAGAUAAAUUACUCGACUGGCGAUAUUGGCCUUGGCUGUGCCGCGCUAGACAAACAAACAGGGUUCAGUGGUGUAAAGCGGAAGACGAAUCAUAGAUACUGCCAAG